UUGUGCGGGAGAUCCUCCACUAAUCGGGAAACAUUUCCUUUUAAAGAUAAGACGUUAGAUCUUGCGCAUGUAUCUCGUGUAGGUCUUCCAACUCGCAAGAGGCCGGCCGAAGCGUAUUCCGGUCCCGGAGCUGUGGCUGCCUUCAUGGUCUGGGUUGCGGCGCGUACUUCAGCAGGUAAUCAUUGGUGGUAUUUCUCCCUCGCAAAUAUUGGAGCUUGA
This is a messenger RNA of Strongylus vulgaris, 219 nucleotides long. Lineage: Eukaryota; Metazoa; Nematoda; Chromadorea; Rhabditida; Strongylidae. The record is from the annotation of a GenBank genome assembly.